GGCUGUGCUGUUUUGAGCACACGUUUCCAACCAGGCAGUCUCAGUAAUCAAGGGCAAAGCAUAAUGAUGGACCUUUUUGAAACCAAUUCCUAUUUCUUUUUUAUUUUGAAGGAGAUAAUGGAGCCCUACAACAACUGGAAAUGACAGAUGGCUCUCCUUUGUAUCCAGGUAGUGAUGGUACGUUGUCCCCUUGUCAGGAUCAGAUACCAGGAGACGCUGGAAGUGACAGCAGUGGAGAGGAACAUGUGUUAGCCCCACCUGGCCUACAACCCCACUGUCCUGGGCAAUGUUUGAUUUGGGCUUGUAAGACCUGCAAGAGGAAGUCAGCACCAACAGACAGGAGGAAAGCAGCUACUUUAAGGGAAAGGAGAAGAUUAAAGAAAAUUAAUGAAGCAUUUGAGGCCCUGAAAAGAAGAACAGUUUCCAACCCAAACCAGAGACUUCCGAAAGUUGAAAUCCUACGCAGCGCAAUAAAUUAUAUAGAGAGGCUCCAGGAUCUCCUUCACAGUUUGGAUCAACAGGACAAGCCUCAGAAAGAAGAUGAGCCUUUCUCAUAUAACCCCAAGGAUGUCAGUAUGCAGAGAGAAGAUUUCUUAAGUAGCUGUCAUAGCGACUGGCACAAAAUUCCAAAUCAUUCCGCAAUUUCAGACAUGAGCCUUAAAGAAGAAGGAUCUGUUCAUGAGUCCUCAGCUUCCAGCAGCCUACAGUGUCUCUCUUCUAUAGUGGACAGUAUAUCAUCUGAAGAGCCGAAGCUCCCAUGCAAUAUUCAAGAAUUGGUUGACAACAGUAACCCAAUCUGA
Staurois parvus is the source of this 800-nucleotide messenger RNA. The record is from the annotation of a GenBank genome assembly. NCBI's taxonomy places the organism in Eukaryota, Metazoa, Chordata, Amphibia, Anura, Ranidae.